AUAAGAUCUUUCUAUAUCAAAUCAUCUUCGAUACGUUGUUACUGUGUGUUUACAUUUGAAGAGGAAAAUACUAUGUUUGAUGUUAAUUAAUGAGAUGGUCCAAGUGCCUAAGAGGAGAUACGGAGUCGCAUCUCGGCCCUGAAAGAGAGAAAUUUCCAUGAGAGGAUUCAUCUGGGUAAUAAGCCGCGCGCGGAUUCACCUAAUACGUCGCGGAAGGACGAUAGGAAGACAUUAAAGAGCGGAAGGAAAAUAGGAACUCCGCCAUUACUCGGACUACUACUGGAGUCAUGGCGUUAGACGCGGUGCACAAAUACAUGAAGACGCAAAAUCGACCGUACAGCGUCAACGACAUCAUGUCCAAUUUGCACAACGAAUUUGGAAAGUCUGCCGUGCAGAAAGCCCUGGAUCAGCUAGUCAGCGAGUCCAAAAUUUUCGAGAAAGUGUAUGGGAAACAGAAAAUUUAUUGCAUCGUGCAAGAAAGCAAAUAUGAACAUGACGAAUUAAUGAGAAUCGAUAGGGAGCUGCAGGCACAUGCGAACGAGAUUCAGAAUAAACUGCAAGAAGUGGAAAAGGAAUAUCGUAGCAAGGAAGCAGAAGUAAUGGCUUUGAAGAGUAGUUGUACGUUGAAAGAGCUUAAUGAGCAAAAGGCCGAGUUGAAUGAGGACAUUAUUAAAAUGACAAAAAAGGUGGAUGAAUUAAUGGAGAAUUCCGGAAGCGUAGAUUUGGCAAGUAUGAAGAGGAAAGCUGAAGAGUCGUUGAAAGAGUACUCGAAGGAAUACACGAAAAGAAGACGUAUUUGCUUGGAAAUGAUCGAUUGUAUUUUGGAAAACUUUCCCGGAAACAAAAAGGACUUGUACGAGGAAAUUGGUAUAGAAGAUAGAGUCGUUAAGUGAAGUAUUUUACGGAUAGGCAUCUAUUUUUCUUGAGAUAUUUUCUACUCUCUAUUUUUACUACGAUAUUUUUACCGUUUGUAGUUACAUUGUUUAAGUUUAUCAUAUUUCAUGUAGCUUCAGAAGUUCCCGAGAAUUAUUUGUUUAAUAAUUACUGAUAUUUAGGAUUUAUUAUCAUUCAAGAAUAGUCUUAUUGUAAUUGAAGGACGCUUCAUUAAGAGCAGAAACAGAAAACGGACGUACUAAUCAAUUGUCUGUGGAUAGAGAUAAAUGAAAAAGGUGCAGUUUUCUCUCGUCUAACGUAUGUAGAAUGUAAUGUGGUAAUCUUUACCGAAAUUUCAUAAGGGUAAUUGUUCGCGCUGUUUUAUCAUAAAGUUAUGAUAUAAGGAGUAAGAAAUUUGCGACCGAAUUGCACACUUGUUCAGACCCUCUUACUUUAUUCCUUUUACCUGUCAAUAUCCAUUUGACUGCGUAAGUACUUACAACAUAACUUUCUCCUGGCAGUGUAUUGCAGUAAUAAUUUGCAAAUAACGUUUGCGUAUCAACAAUUUUACACAAUACGCAGUCUGACUAAGCAACUCACGAUGCAGUUGAGUGAUCGUAGCUCGAUAAUUACGAGCCACAAGAUUUGUGAAACAUUACUAAUAGCUUUAUACUAAUUGAUCAACAGUUAUAAACUGAUUUCAGAUAAGCACCUAGACAGUCCGUACAUCUGAACUAUCAUCAUUUCAAAUUUUCAAACUAAAACUAUGAUUCAUUUUAAUAUCAUAAUUGAUUUAACAUCAUAAAACAAAUUCAUUUUACGUCCCUUUUCUACCUUUGCUCUACUUUCCAAUAUCUUAAAUAAUAGGCUGUAGGGCGAAAGAAACGUCUAAAAUAAAAUAACGCCAAUUAAACUUG
This is a messenger RNA of Orussus abietinus, 1790 nucleotides long. Its product is annotated as homologous-pairing protein 2 homolog. The transcript is spliced from 4 exons. Gene Ontology annotation, molecular function: double-stranded DNA binding; recombinase activator activity. Lineage: Eukaryota; Metazoa; Arthropoda; Insecta; Hymenoptera; Orussidae. The record is from RefSeq and is a predicted model, not a curated record. Gene Ontology annotation, biological process: homologous chromosome pairing at meiosis; meiotic strand invasion involved in reciprocal meiotic recombination; meiotic joint molecule formation. Bases 288 to 893 code for a protein of 201 amino acids. Gene Ontology annotation, cellular component: DNA recombinase auxiliary factor complex; condensed nuclear chromosome.